UCCAUGCGCCGAUCAGUGAUCGGAGAACAUCCAAGUCGGUUCCCCUGAGAGCUCCAGACCCCAACAUGCCUGGAGAAAUAGCGCUGCUGCUCUGCCUGAUCCCGAUGGCGACCGCGGGCACGACGGCGCCUUCGCUGAGUGCGGGUCCGAUUGUGUUCGCCCGCAACCUGUUCCGGGCCCUGAACGAGGACUCGCCGAGGGGCAACAUGGUGGUCUCGCCGGCCGCUGCCCGGAGCGCCCUGACCCUGGUGUUCAUGGGGGCCGGGGGGAAGAGCGCCAACGAGCUGCGCUCGACCCUGAUGCUGGGGGCGGCCGGGAAGAAGGACAUCGCCAAGCAGCACGCGGAGUUCUGGAGCAGGGAGUGCACCUGCUCGGAGCGGGGCGCCGCCCUGCGGCUGAUCACCCGGCUGUACGUGAGCAGCGACCUGACGCUGCGUCCGGACUUCAACCUCAAGGACGUGGAGUUCUUCAACGCCCAGGCGGGCGCCCUGAACUUCUCGGACGUCGACGCGUCCACGCGGCAGGUGAACAAGUGGCUGGAGCUGCAGACCUUCUACACGGUCCGCAACCUUCUCACGCCGGCCUCCUUCAGCCCGGAGUCGAGCGUGCUGCUCGUGAACUCCAUCUACUUCCGGGCCAAGUGGGCGAAGCGCUUCUCCAUGGACCGCACGGGCGCCGGCGACUUCUGGAUCAACUCCGCCCAGCGCAUGGAGCUGCUGAUGAUGCGUCAGGUCAGGGAUUUCCGCUUCGCGUACUCCAAGAAGGCCUCCAUCCUGCACCUGCCCUUCGAGGACUCGGACAUCAGCAUGAUGCUGGUCGUGCCUCACGCGGUGGACGGACUGCCGGAGCUCGAGCAGAAGCUGGCGCUGCUCGACCUGAACGAGGUGGCCACCAAAGGCCUGAUGCACGAGGUGGACGUGGUGAUGCCCCAGUUCAAGAUCGAGUGCGACAUCGACCUGAAGGUGCCCAUGCAGAAGAUGGGCAUAUCUCGGAUCUACAGCCCCGGCCAGGCGGAUCUCAGUGGCCUGUUCGCCAAAAAGUCGCCCCAGCUGAUCUCCGAGGCCAGGAUCCAGACACGCGUAAGUCCUGCGUGGACCGCCCGAGCAGCGGCCUUCGUACAGAACCCCGAUCGCAAGCUCUUCAUGGCCAGCCGCCCGUUCGUCUUUGCGAUUCGCAACAACAGAACCGUCUACUUCGUGGGGCGUUUCCUAAAGCCCUGAUUUAUCAGCCGCCCUGGUCCCAUCGAACAUCAGAUUAUU
Drosophila miranda is the source of this 1259-nucleotide messenger RNA. Its product is annotated as serine protease inhibitor 42Dd-like. The transcript has 4 exons. Bases 66 to 1220 code for a protein of 384 amino acids. Gene Ontology annotation, molecular function: serine-type endopeptidase inhibitor activity. Lineage: Eukaryota; Metazoa; Arthropoda; Insecta; Diptera; Drosophilidae. The record is from RefSeq and is a predicted model, not a curated record.